CAGAGAAACAGGGAGAGAGAGAGAGAGAGACAGGAAGAGGUCGGGCACAGGGAGAAGGGUUGGGAAUUGGAUGGGAUGCAGUCAUUGCAGAUUUUAUAAUUAGUUGGAAUUCCUGUUGCAAGUCCCAGUCCGCGGCAAAGAUGAGCUGUUUGAAACUGAAGGAUCUCGUGAGUCCACGAAUAGGAAAAUGUGACACUUGGCCAGAAUCGCUCAGUGAAGACAAGAGGGCAGCUCGGAAGGAAAAUCUCUUCAUGGAACCGAAGAGGAUAUCACCCAAAACCCCGGUGAAAAACGAAUUGACGCCGAGUGUGCUCUCGUGGCGCAAGUGCUGCACCCCAGAUCGAGUUCCGGUCACUCCCGUUAAACUCACCGACAAGUUAUCUCCUGAGCCCUGGUCACCCACCGCAAACCUGAAGAUGCUGAUCAGCGCAGCGAGUCCGGACAUCAGAGACAGGGAGAGGAAGAAGGAGCUGUUCCGCCAGAUUGAGAACGAGACUCUCGGAAGCGUCGGUGGUGGUGUUCAGCUUGGUGCGAUCGAUGAUGGUGUCACAGAUGAAUUUGAACAGCAGAGGCCAAGCAGAAAGCAAAAAAGCCUGGGCCUUCUCUGCCAGAAGUUCCUUGCCCGCUAUCCGAUUUAUCCCAUUUCAACCGAGAAAACAGAGAUCUCCCUGGAUGAAGUGGCAACUGAACUUGGAGUGGAACGCAGACGUAUUUACGACAUUGUGAACGUCUUGGAGUCUCUUCAACUGGUCAGCCGGUUGGCAAAGAACCAGUAUUCCUGGCAUGGACUGCUCGGUCUCCAGCAGACUCUAGCCGCAUUGAAGAAACGUGGAGAGCAGCACAGGUAUGCAGAGCAGCUGUCCUACAUCCAUCACAAAGAACUAGACUUCAUUGGAGAGGAAAUGGAGAAGAGAGAGCCAGCCCAGGAACCUUGGACCAGCUGCCAGGAGCUGAGCAGGGAAGGAAAGUCUGUGGAGGCUGAGAAUAAAUCAGCAGCUAUGAACAGCAGGAAAGACAAGUCUCUGCGCAUCAUGAGUGAGAAGUUUGUGAUGCUUUUCCUUGUGUCUGAACCCAAAACUGUUGCUCUUGAUAUCGCUGCUAAAAUCCUCAUUGAAGAAAGUCAGCAGGACACGGCCGAUAACAGCAAGUUUAAAACUAAAAUCCGCAGGCUUUAUGACAUUGCCAACGUGUUGACUAGUUUGGGACUCAUCAAGAAAGUCCAUGUGACUGAAGAGAGGGGUCGGAAGCCUGCAUUCAAGUGGGUUGGGCCUGUCCGUCCCCAUGGGCCUGAUGGUAUUCCGGAUCAUUCCGCUGCAUUAUCAGCAUCAGCAAGUUCUGCAGAAGCUGGCUUCCCAGUUACAGUGAACACAAAGGAGCGGUUAGAGUGUCCGUCUUCAAUCCAUACUCCGGGCUCCUGUACCAGCCAGUGCAAAGCCCAGUCAGCUCCUUGCAGCCCCGCUAAAUUUCAAAAAGUGAGAAGUAUUGGAGCCCGAGAAUGUUCCAGUAAGAUGGUGCAGCUCGCUGCUGCUUGCAGGCUGCAGUUUGAAGAAGACAUGAAGAGCUUGGAAUCUCCCCGAAAUCAGGAAGAUCGUCAACCCCAAUCCACUCCCUUGGCAUCUUGUCCCCUGUUAAUUACUAACAUGGCCAGUUCUGUUGACUCUCCUGUGAGACCUCUGGCACAGGAUGGCUUCUCUCUUCCCCAGACUGAACUAUCACUACCGUUCUGCUUUCCUAAUGCUGCCACUGGGCACCUGACCCCCAUGCCCCCAGCUGCUGUGCCCAACGCAGAUGAUGGCUACCCUAGCCUCCUGAAGAACCAGCCAAUCGUAUUCCUGCAGAGUCUGCCCACAGCCCCUGUCUUCAUGCUUUACAGAAACAGGGAGUCCAUUACUGAACCCUCUCCUCGACCCUGUGAGGCUAAAUCUUCAGCACAUGAGGAAACGUUGUUGCUCAUACCUGGAGAGGUUGAGGUUGGUGCGUCCAUGAGGAACUCUCUGAAGCGUAGUCCCACGGAGCGAUGUACACUGCCCGAUGGACAUUGGAAAGAUGACAAACCAGAGGCUAAACGAGGGAAAACUCUUUGUUGCCUUGAACAUGCCUCUGGAGGGCUUUCUUCCAUCUUGUCUUUGUCAUCAAUGGAGCAGCAAUCUUCUACCCAACACAAAACUACCCUGAGAAAUCGCACCCAGAGUCUUGACCAUAUUUCCGAUGCUGCUGCCAGUGUCCCAUCUCAAACCAGCGACAUGAACCUGGAGUCUAACGUUCCCUCCACACAAACCCAGAUGGACAACUGUCACACGGAGCCGGGGAAUGCUGAAAAGUGGAAUCAUGUUGGAACAGUCGAGAAGGGGCCUCCCCUGAUGCCCUCUGUAAAUCUUGUACAGCCUCCGUUUGUUAUCCACGGUCCGAGUGGAUCAGCUGAGAAAAGCCAGAGCUACCAUUUGACAGCCUCUCCCGGUAUGAGCGAACUGAAUUUGUUACUUUCCGCUAAUCGGAGCCUCGGUGGAAUUGCUGUACCCCCAGGUCAAGUGGCAUCGGUGAGUCUCCCCUAUCAGCUGAUGGUACCAGUGAUUUGCCAGCCUGUUCCUCCGACAGAAUCUGCUGGGAACUCCAUUCACAACUCCGGCCUAGUGCAUCUCAGCUUACAGAAUGUCAACCUGCUACCGACUGCCCAGCUUAUAAUGGGCAGGGGCUCAGUGCCCACACCAACCAGAGCCAAUAUGAGAUCCUCCUCACCAGAACAACAAAUCUAUUCUCUGCUCACUCAGGCCUCUCAAGAAGAUCCUGCCAACAAAAUUGAGCCUCUCACUCUGCAGCCCGGCACUGUCAAACUCCAGGAACAGUCACUGAUUCCGAUAACACCUAAGGAUGAUCAGCCAUUUGGGGAAGGUUAUUUCCGCACACCUGUUCCCACAGUGCAGGGCAAGAAGAUGGAGGGGCUGCAGACGAAGAUAGCAUCCCCAGCCCAACGCAGGCUGGAAAUUGAGAACAACGCGACUAAAUAAUGGAUUAUAGCAACAUCUUAUUGACUCUUAUCAGUGGGAGAUUAACGGCAGUUGGUGAAGGAUGUCCGGAUUGUUAAUGUUUCCUCCAGUGCGAAUGUAACUCGCCGAUUUGUUUACAAGCCCACAUGGAGUAAUCGAGGUGAAUGGCUGUAUGUCUAAGACGUCCUGAAGCACUAAGCAUUUUCAAUAAUUUUCCUUUUUUUUUCCUGCAGUUUAUGGGAGAGGUUUUAUAAUAAUGUUACAAUUUACAUUUUAAUAUAUUACAAUUGGCAGAACAAUUCCGAGCAGGCAACUGGACUUUUCUGGAGCCCAAAAACAGCAAAUAGCUUUCAACAUAAAGGUGUGAACUCUUAUAGAGGUCAGGGAGAAUGUAAAAUAAACACUGGUUAACCACAACACAAAGAACUGUUAGAAUUCCAUUAAUAGCUCUUUAUUAUGCGAAAAAAAACUUUAAAUGUAAAUACAAGCGACAUUAAUGUCCAGCCCUAUCACUGACGAUGGUGGGCAUUGGUAAUGUGAGAGUCUUAAAUGACUGCAGAAUACUGUGACUUGUAUAAUUGUACUGAAUAUUAAUCCUUGUUGACUGGCAAGUUUCAAUAUCCCUGCCCCACCUGAAACCAAUAGCAAUGGUUAGAGCAAAGGGUUUCUAGUAACUAUACUGGACAACACAUUCACGGCCACAGCAUGGGGGGAUCUUUAGUUUAAGAGCUGCAGCUAAUCAUUCACAUUAACUUCAAAGCCAUUUCCGAUCCAAUCUGUGGUCCCUAAUUGUCCCAGUAUCCUAGACUCUCCCCAUCAAUGCAAACAAGCUGCAUUCUUUCAUUUAAAAAAAAUUCAUUUCAAAGAGAUUGGGUCACAGUUUAACAAUAAGGGGUCACCCAUUUAAAAACGGAGAUGAGGUGAAUUUUUUUUCUCUGAGGGUUGUGAGUCUUUGAAAAGUUGGUGGAAGCAGAGUCUUUGAAGAUUUUUAUUCUUGGUAAUAAUUGGUUGAAUAGAUUCUUGGUAAGCAAGGGGGCGAUAGGUUAUCGGGAGGUAACGGAUGCAGAUUUGAGGUUACUAUCAGAUCAGCCAUGAAUUCAUUAAAUGGCAGAGCAGGCUCGAGGGGCUGAAUGGCCCACUCCUCCUUAUUUGUAUGUAUGAGUUAGUUAUUGAAAAAGGUCUCCAAUUUACUAGCUAUGCUGUUAUACCACUAAAGGUUACUCUUCGUUCCUUUAAAGGUUUAAGAUCGUUUUAUUCCUUGUGGCCCUAUGGAGGGAAGAAUUGUUCUGAGUGGUAAUUCUUUAAAAUAACCAGCCCUCUGAAUAUGGACGUAGCCUCCGGGGCCCACAUUUAAUGACCUUUGAUGUUCCUCUUUCAAUUCUUCCACAAAUGAGGUGCUUUCCUAAACCCCUUUCAUCCCAGGGAACACAAUUCCGAAUUAGACAACCCAGCGAAGAAGAAAAGGAAGCUACGCCGAGCACUUGAGGUGGUUAGUCUUUGAGGGCCUAAUUGAUGGGAGUUGGAGAGGGGUCCAAUAUAAACUUGAGUCACCGUUUGGACACUCGCAGCCCAUUGUAUUCACAUAGCAACAAAAAGGAACAGUAAUAGGUCAUUCAAUUAGAUCAUGAUCUACCUGUCAGCUGCCAUUUUGCUGCCUCUUGUCUCUUGAUGCCCUGAGGCAACAAAAACCUUCCUGACCUCCAGCCUUUAAGCUCUGAUUCACAUUCUUCAAAUAAACCACACCCAGAUAACGAGGAAGAUUUUUUAAAUGUAUUCCUGGGUGGUGGGUGUCACUGGCAGAGCCAGCAUUUAUUGCCCAUCCCUGGUUUCCCCACGAGAAUUUGGUGCUGAGCCGCCAUUUUAAACAAAACGGAGAGACUUGCCAGCAAUUGGAGGACAGUUUAGAGUCGGCCACAUAGCUGUGGGUCAGGGGUCAGGUGUAGGUCAGACCAGGUACAGGUGGCAGAUUUCCUUCCCUAAAGGAAGUUUGUGAACCGGAUGGAUUUUUACAAAAUCCAAGUUUCCUGGUCACCAUUUACUGAAACUAGAUUUUUAUUCUAGAUUUAUUUAUUCAAUUGAAUUUGAAUUUCCCAACUGCUGGUGGUGGGAUUUGAACUAGUGUCCCAAAUAAUUUGUCGGGACCUUUUAGUCCAGUAACGUGCUGCAGAAGCUCCUAAACAUGUCAGCUCAUUUCAGUAGUUACGUAAGCUUGGAAUUAUCCUG
Molecule: messenger RNA, 5207 nt
Organism: Carcharodon carcharias (great white shark)
Lineage: Eukaryota; Metazoa; Chordata; Chondrichthyes; Lamniformes; Lamnidae
Product: transcription factor E2F7-like
Exons: 14
Coding region: 141-3005 (954 amino acids)
Biological process (GO): regulation of transcription by RNA polymerase II
Cellular component (GO): RNA polymerase II transcription regulator complex
Molecular function (GO): DNA-binding transcription factor activity, RNA polymerase II-specific; RNA polymerase II cis-regulatory region sequence-specific DNA binding
Source: RefSeq, a predicted model, not a curated record